AUGGAGAAGCUCAGGCGGAGUCAGCGCACGACGAAAGGCGUCGCAGCGCCAAAACUCGGGUACACAGACACCCAGUCCUACGCUGGUGCUAGUGGUGGAGAUGACAGGAUGACCGAAAGUAGGAGCCAAGCCGUCACCGCGAAUUCAGCUGACAGGCUCAGCGCCAGGAUAGCCGUGUUACAAGCGGAACAGGCUGUGGCGGAAAAGCGGCUGGAAAUCGCCCGGUUGACGGAGCAGGCGAUGUCGGAAGCCGAAGGGACGUUGAGGGAAAGGUCCGUUGAGACCUCCAGCUCUCCUGCGAUGCGAGAAGAAGUCUUCCAGGAAGCGGGUGAGUUGCAUGAGGCGGUUGCAGCCCAAGAUACGUCGCUUAUCGACUUUGACGAUGAUGUAGUUGCACCUAGUUCAGUUGCUGUUCCAACACCAACAGAGUCACACACGGUAGUCGGUGUAGAAUCUCAGCCAUCAGAAGGAGAGGCUUCCCAUAGAUCUACGCACGUAACGUCAGAAUCAGCAGUAGGUCUACACCAUGCAGAGGCCUGUCAGGCUAGCACACCACCACCGGUAGACGUAGUGAUAGACGCACAUGUAGAGAGGGACUCAGAUGUCCAGCAUGUCCGUGCAUUCACUCCGGCACACAGCUACCACUACCAGGCACCGCCAUGCGUAGUCCAAGAUCCGAUUCAUGAACACCUGAAUGAACCUCCGUUUCAUCAACCAGAACCGCAGGCACAGGCACAGACACAGGUACUUCAAAGAACGAUUGAACACACCACUGCUGUUGUAGCCGAUGCCACUUACGCUGACUAUCUAAGCGAGUCCAUUCAGCGGGGAAUAGGGCCCGAGCCCUGGGAUAGGACAUUCGUAGAGCGUCAGCAACUGCCGAGAUCCAGUACUGGCAGUAGUCUACGCAGUGUAGAACGUGAGUUCCGGGCCAAGGAAGUUGCGUAUCAGCAGCAACUACUACAGCUUCAGACGAUGAUCGAUGAAUCCGCGAUCGUCGAGAAGCGGCGCCAGCGAGACGCUUACGCACUGCAGACGAACCUAGAGGAAGCUGAGGCGAGUAGGGCAAUGGUCGAGCUAGCGUGCGACAAGCAAGCCAGGGAUCUUGCGGCAGAACGAGAACGCAACGAUGAGCUGGCCCGAUCGAUGACAGAGCUGAGGCAGCGGCUAUUCGCAGCGAAGUAUGCCCUACGAGAAAGCCGUGCCAGACAACGACGAGCGCCGAAGUCUGGUAGUGUCACUGAGCCUGUUAGAGAAGUACAAGGCUUACCGGUAGUGCAACCACAGCCUGCACAGGUCCACGAGGAGAGACGUGAGCGCUGCGAGUCGACCGCAAGCACAAGGCAUAGCGGUAUCCCGAGCACUACGUCACCCAGUCACCCACACGCAUCCAUGCCAGUACCCGCACCACGAAAGCACCGUCGCGACACGAGUGCACGUGCACGCGGCUACAUGACAGUCUCAGACUCCGACUCAGAGUCAGGGCCACGUGGAUACUCUAGUGCCAGAGCUACGGAGACGUGUACCGGUGGUAAGGGCGCAGCAAGUAAUGCGAGUGAGGUCGAAGACGCGUACAUGAGUGGUUGUACCUCUACUACCGGUACUAUUACUGGCAGCACAGUUAACAGCAAUCCUGCGCGUCAGAUGGCAGACCUGGCCAAGAACGUCCAGCGCUUGCAGACCUGCCUGAAGGGACCAGCCCAGGAGGCAGUACAGCUGCUCCUGGCCGUGCCAGACAAUGUAGACGAGGCCAUCCGGACACUGGAGCGUCGUUUCGGCCGGCCGGAAUUGGUAGUGAAACAGCUAAUCGAGCAGGCCAAGGCGCUGAAGCCAGCCAGAGCAGAGGACACGGACGCCCUGCACUCCUUGGCCACAUCUGUGAGGAACAUCGUCCUCACUAUGAAGCUGCUAAAGAGCCAUGGCCACAGGAACAACCCUGCGCUCCGUGAUGAGCUGGUGGCCAAGCUGUCGCUCCCCCAUCGAAUGCAGUGGGGCGAGUAUGUGAAGGCCAAGGGCCUUAGUACGGAUGAACUAGACCUUGGUGUUUUGUCUGAGUGGUUGGCCGAACGAGCGGAAGCCGCCUCUCUGGUGACACCAACCUCCACCAAGACGGCCGCCGUUCAGCCAACCCCACCGCCUAGAAGGUCAACGACCCUGGCCGCAGUAACAGCGGACACUACCCGCGACGCCACCUCUGACUCCCCAAGGAAGAAGAAGAGCUGCAGGAAGUGCAUGGAAGAGCACGCAAUGGCGCAGUGCAAGGAGUUCCAACAGCUACCCGUCCAGAAGCGAUCAGAGCUGGUGCGCCUCUUGGGCCUGUGUGUGAACUGUCUACAGGACGGCCACUUCGCCAGAAAUUGCACCUCGAGCCACUGCAGGAAGUGCAAAGGCAAACACAACACGCUGCUCCACAGGGACGACUCUGACAGGCCUAGCAGCGGUAGCCAACAAAACGCCGCUCGCACCAACACCGCGAAUAUGGCUUCUGCAGCGAGCGCCCUGCAUGCCGAAACCCCAGCAAACCUACCAGCUCUGAUGACGACUGUGGGGACAGUGAGAUGUGGAGACGUCGAGCUACAAGCAACGAUCAUGCUGGAUUCUGGGUCCACCUGCAGCUUCAUCACCACCGACAUGGCUGAGAAGCUGAAUGUCCCACCCGGUGAGACCACGUCCGUGCGCACGACUGUUCUCGGUGGCAGCUGUCUGCAGCACGAGUCCAGGAUCGCUCCCAUAGAGAUCUGUCACAAAGACUCAACUGCAACAACCCCAGUGCAGGCGGUCGUUCUCCCUCAGAUAACCGCCGACAUGCAACGUGUGGACUGGGAUGCGCAGAAGGCAAGCUGGCCACACCUGCGCGGGAUGAAUCCGGAUACCCCAGCUAACCCAACUGUGGACAUCCUACUGGGCCUUGACGUUCCACAGUUGCACGCCUCGCUAGCCGAACGCCGUGGGCCUGGCCAUGGUCCAAUCGCAAGAAAGACACCACUCGGAUGGAUUUGUUUCGGUCUCCUGGAGGGGAGCGGAACAUCGGCGGAACCAACCGUCCACCACGCCACACAUGCCGCGACCGCAGAGCCCACCAAGCCAACCCUGGAGCUGAAUGCCAUGGUGCGUAGCAUGUUCAAUUUAGACACCAUCCGCUCUACAGCCACGGGAGAGACCAUGUCUCGAGCUGAGCGUGAAGCCGAGAAGGUGACUGACGACACCAUGAGCCUCAACAACAACCGUGUCACCAUUGGCAUCCCGUGGGUCGCUGAAGACAGAAAGCCUCACGUGACCUCGAACAGACCGAUGGCCCAACAACGACUGGCGAGUCUCCAACGGUCCCUGUACAAACGACCUGAGCUCGCAGCAGCGUACGCCGGUGUCAUCCAACAGUACCUGACGAAGGGGUAUAUCCGCGAGGUGCCCGAGACGGAAGUGCACAACGAUGCGGAUGACCAGUGGUUCCUGCCCCACUUUCCCGUGAUCAAGGAGGACCGCACCACCACCAAGGUGCGGAUAGUGUUUGACGCGGCGGCCAAGAAGAACGACGUCUCGAUCAACGAGGAGAUGCACGCCGGCCCAGCACUACAGAACAACAUCGUGAGUUGCCUACUCAAGUUCUGUAAGGAACCUGUGGCUCUGAUGGCAGACAUCAGCGAGAUGUUCCUGCAAGUGGAGCUGGCUGAGAGAGACCGCAGGUAUCACCGAUUCCUGUGGGAGGUCGACGGAAGAGCCAAGGUGUUCGAAUUCCAGCGAGUGUGCUUCGGGUGUAAGGCGUCGCCAUACCUCGCCGGAAAGGCCGUUCAGGCUGUCGCGGCCACCUAUGCCGCCGAAGGGUCACCCACACGCACCAUCAUCAUGGACAACCUCUAUGUGGACGACCUACUCGCGUCUGCGCCAACGCCAGAGGCGGCGGUGGGCCUACGUACUGACGUCCAGGAGACACUGGCCAAGGGAGGCUUCCAUCUACGGAAGUGGAUGUCGAACAGUGCAGAGGUCAUGAAGUCUGUGCCAGAAGCCGACCGGGCGCCGAACACGCUGAUCUCGGUAGCUGACCACCAACACCCCACGCUACCCUGCGUGAAGACGCUAGGAGUCGCCUGGGAUGCUGAGAGCGACCAUUUCACGUUCAAGUACCAGGUGCCCGUCAUCACGCAGUACACCAAGCGCACUGUCCUGAGCAAGAUGGCCUCUCUGUUUGACCCACGAGGGCAAGUGUCACCCUACACCAUCCGAGCAAAGGUCAUGUUCCAGGACGCCUGCCUCCGCGGGCUGGAAUGGGAUGAGGAGUUCGCAGAGCCUGAGGCUAAGGGUUGGAGGAAGUUCUUCGAGGAACUGCCCAAGCUAGAAGCCGUGAGAGCCACCAGGUCAUUCAAGGACCCAGACCGGGAUCCGGCCGAUGCAGAGCUCAGCCUCCAUGUGUUCGUUGACGCAUCCGACGCAGCAGUCGCAACAGCAGUCUACGUACGGGCGAGUUAUCCAGACGGCAUGGCUCGGUCCACGCUGGCCAUGGCCAAGGCUAAACCAGCCCCGCUACACCGACAGUCGAUCCCCAUGCUUGAGCUACGAGCAGCUGUACUCGGCGCCGAGGUAGCCGAACAAGUCGCCCAAGCCCUCGGCAUCAGCUCGUCCGACAUCACGUACUGGAGUGAUAGCCUCAAUGUCCUGUACUGGCUUCACUCACACAGCCGCCGUUUCAAAGUCGAGGUGGGCAACAGGGUCAGCAAGAUCCAAGCACUGUCGGACCCCCGUCAGUGGAGGCACGUUCCGACAUCAAUCAACCCUGCGGACAAGGGCACCCGGGGCCUAUCUGCAGCCCAGCUCGCAUCCGAUGACGACUGGUGGCAUGGCCCGAAGUUCUUACGCGGACCCGAGAGUGCAUUCCCGGCGCGGCCGAUCGAGGUUCCCAGUAGUCUGCCGGCAGAGCUGAAGAAGCGAUCCGCUAUGUCGUUCAGCGCGGUUCCAGGGAGGUACCAGCUUGACCCCUCCAACUUCUCGUCUUGGACGCGGCUCAUCCGUGUCACCGCUUGGUGUCAGCGCUUUGUACGUAACGUCCGUAUACCGAGGGAGGCUGGCGCCAACAGACCAACACCCGCUCCACGACGCAAGUUUGGAUCUGCCAAGUCAGUGAACGGUAUGACAGUACCCGCUCUCUCCCCUGCAGAGGUCCAGGCGGCCGACGUGUUCUGGGUACGGAAGGCCCAGGAGGAGGUGUAUGGCAAGGUCAUCAAGCGACUGGAGUCCGGCAAGGAACCCGAUCCCAACGAGCCAUUGCUGAAGCUGCGACCCCAGCUGGAGGAGGUACAUGGCACAACCGUACUGACGGUCGGUGGGAGACUCACCACUGCACACCAUCUGCCGCUGACGACAAGACACCCCAUCAUCCUGCCACCGAAACAUCGGGUUACAGCCCUGAUCGUGGAUGACGAAGACGAGAGAUGUCAGCACUCCAUGGGUCCCAACCACCUGCUGGCCAACCUCAGCAACCGGUACUGGCUGAUAAACGGGAAGUCCGUUGUGCGACAGCAUCGCCACAGGUGCGUCAAGUGCCGACGAGGCUACGCGAAGGCUUUGACUCCAAUCAUGGGAGGGUUGCCGGAUUACCGGACCUCGUCACCACUUAUCGCCUUCAGCAAGGUGACCAUCGACUUUGCCGGUCCAUUUCUGACGCGCCAGGGACGAGGCAAGGUGCAGCAGAAGCGGUAUAUCUGCGUAUUCUCGUGCCUGCUGACCAGAGCGGUACAUCUGGAGCCCGUCAACUCGCUCGACACAGAUGGGUUCUUGAUGGCGAUGACCCGAUUCUGCAAGAGGCGUGGAACCCCGGAGUUCAUAGUGACAGACAACGGGUCGAACUUCACCGCCGCAGAGCGACAGCUGCGCGAAGCCACCUGCACGAUAGAUCAAGACCGCCUAACCACCCACUCCGAGCUGCGAGAUGUACAGUGGCAUUUCAACCCACCGAGAACGCCCCACUUCGGUGGUGUAGUAGAAACGAUGGUCAAGGCAGUCAAACGCGCACUCUGGCAUGUGCUGCACCAGGCUGGCCUCACGGAUGAGGAGUUCUCAACAGCGCUGGUACAUGCCGAGGCAAUGCUGAAUUCCCGUCCCCUUACCACCGUAUCAUCUGACAGCGACGAUCCAGAAGCGUUGACGCCAAACCACUUCCUGAUGGGACGCGCGGCUGCAGUCACACACCUCGAGGCGGAGACAGAGGAUCUGGAGAAGGUCCACCCCAGACGGCGCUGGCUGUUUCUACAAGUGCUGACAAGGCAAGUUUGGAAGAGGUGGCUGCGAGAGAUGGUCCCGGCGCUAAACGUCCGGUCCAAGUGGUACAGGAAGGCAAAAGACGUCGAGGAGGGUGAGGUCUUCCUUGUCAUGGAUGAGAGUACUCCGCGCGCGACAUGGCCUCUGGGACGCGUCACAGCCACAUACCCAGGGCAAGAUGGUGUCGUCCGUGCAGUCAACGUGAAGAUCAAAGGCAAGGAGUAUCGACGAUCAGUUCAUCGCCUCAUCCCACUGGAGGUAACAGAGGGUGAGGUGGAGCUCGACUCCGAGAACUGCCCAGCCACAGCCAACGUCAAUGUGGACAAUGUCACCAGCUGA
Molecule: messenger RNA, 6588 nt
Organism: Sycon ciliatum
Lineage: Eukaryota; Metazoa; Porifera; Calcarea; Leucosolenida; Sycettidae
Exons: 2
Coding region: 1-6588 (2195 amino acids)
Biological process (GO): DNA integration
Molecular function (GO): nucleic acid binding; zinc ion binding
Source: RefSeq, a predicted model, not a curated record